UACGCAUGCUUAUUCAACAAAACAAUACUUCGCUUGUAUUAAGAGAAUAAUAAAAUAUACAGUAGCCUGGGCAACGAAAUGUACAUUUGAUCAAUGGCACAGAGUAUAUAUCUACGCACUGUGUUCGCGUUUACAUCAACUAAUACUUAUAAAGUAUUUUAAUACUAUGCGCAGUUCUCUCUUCCAGAAACAAAUAAUCUAAUUUCAAAUCAAAGACGUUUACAAAAAAAAUGGGGAAUUCAUGUACGAGAUGUCCGGAUCUAUCGUUAUCAUCAACGCCGUCGGGAUCGGUAUUGGACCGAGUGAUUUCUCAAGCGUCCACCGAAGACGAUUGUUUGUUAUACAAGUAGGCUGUUUAUCGGUAUUAUGUAUUAAACAGUAUUAUUUUAAUUUUAUGUUUAACAUUUCAAGGCUAGCGGAUUAUAAAAAAGGCGGCGAAUUGAUUAACGUGUACAACAACGGCGGUCAGGAUGAAGCGGAAAAAUUCAUUGUAGAAAAACUACCCGGCCUCAUGUACAACGGCGGCAAGGGUCAAGUAAUAAACCGAAACGAUUAUCUAAGGUGGAAAUUUCAAAAUCGCAAACACGUAAUUAUUUCGUGUCGAUAAAGUUCAUUAUAAUAACCGUGAUCAUAUAAAUAAUAGUGUUACGCAUUUACCCUUUAAAGGUGGCCGUAAAUUUUGAAGAGAGGCCCGGACCUCACGAUCCGCUGACCAGAUGGGUAGACCACGUAGCGUGCUGGCAAAUGCAGUAUAGAGGAUCCCUGGGCGAAAGUUUGUUGCACGUGUUAAUCAUAUGUGAUACCGUUAUACACACUAGACUGUCACGACUACUACUCAAACACUAUCCGAUGUUAAGUCAAGACGUCGUAGAAGGCGAAGAAUAUCUUGGUAAGUAUUUCAUAUCUAAACAUUUAAAAUAAUAUUCAAUUAUUGUGAUAGUACAAAAUAACAUAUUGGGAAACAUUAAUUCGUUUUAGAACAAAACACUCGUGGGCAACAGAGCUUGGUAACUAGAAUCAAAUUUUCCCUCACUUAUUGUUUAUAAUAGAAAUUUUUUUUUCAAAAUAACCGAAUACUACAAUGAUAGAAUGCUCAUUGUAAUAGACACAACACAGUGCAAAAGUCUCUAUAUUUGGGGGAAAUUCGACAAAGUUUCAAAAGUUUAGAAGCUUAGAAGUUUUGAGAAUAAAAUCAAUGAUCUUUUAAAAUAAAAUAUUAAUCUAGGUCAGUGAAUUGUUUGCCGUCACUGACGUUGCUCAGAGUAUAAUAUAUAUACUUCAAUGAAUCGAUUUACCGUUCUACCCCAAUUUUUAAUUAUUUAUUUCAUUAGAAUAAUGUAUCUAGUAAAACUAAAUAGAAUACAAUCAGUUAAUACCUAUUAGGUGUAUUACGAAUAUUGUAACAAAAGAGUAAUUCAAUAAUAGUCUCUUUAUUUUUUUAAAUUCUGCGUUUUCAAAUACAAUCCACAGGUGCAAGUGCGUUACAUUUGUCUAUUGCUUACAACAACAACGAUCUAAUCCAAGAUUUGGUCGAUGCCGGUGCGAAUAUCUGUCAAAGAGCUAUAGGUGGGCGAAAACAAAAAAAAAUAAGAGAAAUGUGAUCGAAUACACUCAUUAAAAAUCGCGUCAACAUUUUCAGGAAGUUUCUUCUUACCACGUGAUCAGCAAAACAAUAAGGACAUGGGCAACAAACAUACAGAUUAUGAAGGACUAGCGUAUCUAGGAGAGUUGCCGUUAGCCUGGGCUGCUUGCUGUGGUAACCAAACCGUAUAUAAUCUGUUGAUUGACGCCGGAGCGAAUCCCGACGCUCAGGAUUCUUUUGGAAAUAUGAUUCUGCACAUGGUGGUCGUUUGCGACAAACUGGUAAGUACCUAUGUAAUUUUGAACAUCGUCGGCACCGAUCUAAUUAUAUGAUGCAAUUUAACACGUGCGAAUAAUUGAGAAAACAAAAAAAAAUUAUCAAAAAGACGAUGCGUUUAUAGACACGAACAAUAAUAAUUAAGAGACCGUUGAACUAUAAUAAUAAUAUAAUAAGGUGAAAAGACAUUUCUGAUAAAAACAAAAAUAAUGAUAAUUUAAGAACUUGAAAGUAUUCUAUUUAAUUUUUAAAUUAAUUUGAAAACAAUACCGUGUAAUAGUAAUAUUUACCACAUUAAUCACAAGUAAUAUUAAUUAUUGUGUAAUCACGACAUUUUCUCAAAAAUACGAGUAUAUAUAUGUAAAACAGAAAUAAAUAUACAAAGUGUACAUGAAGUAUAAAAUAAAUUUCCUGUCUUUGGAGGAGGUUACAAAUUUUGGAGAAAAGAUUCCAAAUUAAUGUCAUUGGUUUGGUAAUCAAAUUCUAAAUUGCGGAUGCCAGGUUAACGGAGCUUGCAUUCAAAGUAAUUUCACAAACAAAACAAAAUACGUUUUAGGUUGUUUUACAACUAUAUUGCUAUGAUUUAUUUAAAAAAUAAUAUUUUGAGCAAUAUGAAAAGGAGGUACUUAUAAUAUUAUAUAGGUACCGGUAACUCAUCGUCAAAAUAGAAAUUAAUUGUAUAAUAGUAAUAAAUAGUACACAACAUUAAUCAAAAUUGAGUUCACUUAGCCGGAAAUUAAAACCCAUUAAUCUAUUGUUUUAGUUCUUGUCAAUGUAUACAAUACCUAUUUUUAUAUUAUUGUAUGGUAAUACAAAAAUUUCUUUUCGGUCUAGUGAACUACAAAUUGUGAUUAAUUUUUACACACGUAAUUAUUGCACUAUUUGUAAUUUGUAGCGGGGGAGUUAUGUUAUUAAUAUUAUAAUAAUUAUUCAGAUACAUUUUCCAUCAAAUAUUCGAGCAUGCGAAUAUAUGAUACCGAUUGUUUAUUAUUUAUUUUGUAUUUUACAUUUACGAUUUUUUGUAUAAGGAUGUAAAUGUAAUAAUAUGAUUGUUCUGCAAUUAUAUUGAAAUCCUCGAAUCUUGGGAUCGUUCUACUGCCGUCGGUAGAUACACUUCGAUUCGUUGCAUUCAUUGAGAAUAUUUAAUAUUCUCACAAUUACAUCGCUGUCUGUCGUUAUGCACUUACAAUCGAUAUUCUCUUCAACCGACAACUGUAGAUACCAGGGGCUUCAUUCCUUCUUUUUUGAGGGUGUGCGUGGUAUCAAGCAGACCAGGCCACAUAAAAAUAUACAUACUAUACAUCAAUAAAUUAUGAAUCGCAAGAAACAUAAAUAGUAAAAAGCUAUUUAAAAUCCAAAAAAUAAUAAAUAAUUGGUACUUUAACUGUGAAAACCAAUGAUUAAUACAUACAAAUAUGAAAUAUUGAAUAUGAUAAAUGCUAUAUAAACAAAAGAAGAAAAGCACACAACAUGUGUAUAUUAUGUGUAACUAUUGUGCAAGUAAACGCUCCAGAAAAAAAAAAUUAGUUAUAUUUAUAUAAGAGGAUAGGUAUUGGCGAUUUUAAGUACAGCAAAUACAUCCAUAAUUUUUUCUAAAUCAAUAUUAUUUACUUCUUCUUUUUUAACAUUUAACACCUUAAGAUCAUUUAGUCUUUAACCAUCGCCCAUGAAAGUGCGUAAAUAUGAUUUUACAUUUUUUGGCAAUGGAAAAACCUUUCAUUUAAUGCUAUUGUAAUUGGCAAAGUUCAAUGUUUCCUUGAUAGCAACCCGUAACCGUUUAACCGCAAAGUUAUACAACUUUUGACCAUGAAUAAGUUUUUUAUCUCUAUCUGUAAUCUGUAGGGAUAUCAAGUAUGUCUGUUAGACUACAAAAUACACGAUAGAUUCAUUGUUUACCAAAUUACUAUUGAUAGUACAUUUGUUUAUUGACAGUAAAUACCAAUAUUGUUAGAAUAAAAAUAUAAUUUAAUUUUAAUUUUAUAAAAAAUGUUGCAUUAUUUCAACAGGCCAAUUGGGACUACUUGAAAAGUGAAGGGAGCAACCGUACACCCUGCUCCCCUCCAAAUGACGCUCCUGGUAAACACGAGGCAAAUAUAUUAUCGAUCCUCAUGAACUUUCUCGCAAACAAUGUUGAUUGCCAUUUUCUCUUAGAUCGUUAAAAAACUUUCGCAUACCUGUUUAUAAUAUCUACAUUUUCACAUUCCUUUCGUAAUAUCGUUCUCUGUUUUUAAUUACGUCCAUUACAAUUAGUGCAAAUCUUCUAACCUUCGUAUCAUUUGUUAUGCAAAUAAUCCCCUAUUUUUCAUUGACAAUCAACAAGUAAUACAGGUUAUUAUUUCGUUUCGUUUUUUUUUUUAGAUCGGCGUAUUUAAAAACUUAUUAAAUGUUGCAAAAACGAUUUCAAGAUUUUAAUAUUAUAGAUAACAAAUUAUUCUAAACGUUCUUCAAACUCAAUUUCCUUUAUCGAAUUUCAAGUUUAAGCCCCGAUAAAAAAAAAAAAUAAAUAAAUAAAAAUGUACGUUUAUACAAAUUCAAUUAUAAAAAUCUGUCAUCUUUAUUUUGCACAUGGCUAAAACAUUAUAAUAAUAGGUAUGUAAAUGGAUGCAUGUUCAAAAUACAAGUAUUAUUUGACGUUUAUAUUAUUUUGAAUUUAAGGUUUCUAUAAAUACUUUUAUUCAUUAAAAUUCUUUAUAAGUUAUUUAUUACAAUACCACAAUAUUAUUUUUCAAUAAUUACUGUUAUAGAGCAUGUUUGGAUACGCUUUGAAGCAUCCCAAAGUUCCGGCGAGUAACGGCAUUAUGAACGCUGCCAGAUUAACGCCUUUAACGUUAUCGUGCAAACUGGCUAGAACAAGUGUUUUUCGUGAAAUGUUGGAACUAAGCGCACGAGAAUUUUGGAGGUACAGUAAUAUUACAUGUUCGGCGUAUCCUCUGAGCGCGUUAGAUACAUUACUUCCGGACGGAAGAACAAGUUAGUCGAUUAUCCGUGUACAAAAAAUCAAAUGACGAAUAAUAUUAUAAAAUGAUGGUUUCGCAGAUUGGAAUUCAGUGUUGUUUAUAAUUUUGGACGGUACCAAAGAGGAACAUUUAGACAUGCUCGACGGAGGUAUAAUUCAAAAAUUAUUGGAAGAAAAAUGGAAAACAUUUGCUCGGGUUCGUAAAAAAAAUACAAAUUAUUGACGUUAACAAGAACAAAAAUGUUGCUAUUAUUUUUUUUGUAUAUGUGAUUUUUUUUUAUUAUAUAGAAACAAUUCAUGAAACGUUUGGUCAUAUUGUCCAUCCAUUUGAUCAUGUUGAGUAUUUCUAUAUAUUUAAGACCUGUUGACCAAGACAAACCAUUGAUUGGGGAAGCGGAAGACUGGCAAGACGUAGCGAGAUACUGCUUCGAAGGCGGGACAGUGGUGGGAGUUUUGUCGUAUUUAGUUGUACAGCAGGGCGGAGAAAUAUUAAACCAAGGUCUCGUGGGAUUUUUAAAGCAAACGGUAUUACGAUAUUUAGACGUGUCAAAUUAAAAAAAAAAUGCAUGCAUAAGUAUUUCUGACCAAAAUGCAUAUAAUGUAUUAAAAUAUUCGUGUUUGAUCAGUUUAAAGAACCGGCAAAAUUGAUAUUUUUGAUUUCAAAUUUAUUGAUAUUGGCUUGUAUACCACCGAGAAUAAUGGGGGAUAAACAGACAGAGGAAGCUAUAUUGGUGUUCGCGGUGCCCGGAUCAUGGUUUUUGUUGAUGUUUUUCGCCGGGUAACUACCUGUAGUGUAAAACCCAUACACACUCUUUUUCUUCUUCUCCUCUUUUCUUUCUAUUUUAACUUCAUCAAUCCUCGAUAUACAGCCAUUUGCUUUUAAGCAUUUUUCUUCCUCUCUUUCCAUACACUAUCAUUUGCAAAACCACAAAACGUGGUCAACAGAUCACAUCUGUCAAUUAUUCUCGUCUUUUUCUUUUCAUUAAAUAAUAUUCAAUGAUAUUCAAACGAUAAAUGAUAUGAUCAAUAUAUACCUAACCUAAAAACUGUUUAGUUUGUUGCUGCUCGUCAUCAUAUUAAUUAUUCCUCCUUGUCAUGAGCAAUGGUCAUAUACCGAGGGCAUAUUCUGCCCUCGGCUGUCUUCUUUUUACGCGUAUCUUUCAAUCCCCUCAUUUGUAAAACGCAUUCCUUACAUUCUAUUCGUUCUAAUAACUACACUAAUCCAUUUAUUAGCAUUCCUAUUGUUGAUAUACAUUCAUAUUCAUUGGAUUAAAUACAUUUUAGUGCCAUACGUCUGACUGGUCCGUUCGUAACGAUGGUUUACUUGAUGAUUACGGGAGACAUGUUAACGUUCUUCAUCAUCUACUCAGUAAUACUGUCCGGUUUUACACAGUCAUUUUUUUUUCUUUACAAAGGAUCACCGGAUGUUAGCACAUCGUUGUACAAAUCAUACCCUUCUACUUGGAUGGCAUUAUUUCAAAUCACUAUGGGCGAUUACAAUGUAAGUUAUUGCGCAUUACUUAUAUUAUAAUAAUUCAAUCCUACACAAUAGCACAAUAAUUUCAGUUAUAAUAGGUACAUUCAUUUUUUAGUAUGCAGAUUUAAGUUACACUGUGUAUCCAGCGCUUAGUAAAACCGUGUUUACUGUUUUCAUGGUUUUGGUUCCCAUUUUAUUGCUGAACAUGUUGAUAGCUAUGAUGGGCAACACGUACGCGCACGUGAUCGAACAAAGUGAAAAAGAAUGGAUGAAACAAGUAAAUACUCGUACCUAAUAAGUUUAAAAUGUCAAUAGGUUUUUGAGUUUUUCUAAUAUUCAUUACUUACAUAUUAUUAUGUAUUUCAGUGGGCCAAGAUUGUGGUUACUCUCGAGAGAGCUGUACCGCAAAAAGCAGCUAGGAAUUACAUAGAAGAGUAUAGCAUACAGUUGGCUCCCGGUGACGAACUAAAUCCGGAACAACGAGGUUUUAUGGUGAUCAAGUGUAAAAACCAAACCAGAGCGAAACAGCGAAAAGGCGCUGUUACAAAUUGGAAGGUAUAUAAUUUAAUUUUAAACACAUUUUUCCAAUUGUAUAUGAAGUAUGAGACAUUUUUUUUCUUAAUGAUCUGUGUAUACGAAUCUCUAUGAUUUUUAAGUUUUAACCAUGAAUACAUUUGAUAGCUCUAAUAUAAUUAGUGUGACUUUAAUAAUGUUAAAUAACAUUCGCGAUAAUUAUAUUAUACAUUUUUUAAAACAUUUUUCGACUUUUGAGAAUAUAAUUUUUUUAGCUCUGUAAAAGCGAUUGAACAUUUAAUACAGGUUAUCGUCAUUGUCUUUACUGCUAAAAGAAAAAACAAUUGAACGUAAUUUCAUAAUAUUUAACUUUUUAUUUUUUAUUGUUUCGAGGCUAAUAUUUUUAAAACGAUUCGUUAAAACGCAAAAAAAAUUUAAAUAAAUAAAAUUAUUUUUUAAACAAAAACUAAUAAACAAUGUGCAAUUGAAAUUUAGAGGAGGAGGAAAUUAAUUGUUUAAAAUUAUAUAUUUUGUUUAAGAAUGUCAAACCUCUAUAUAAUUUCCCUUUACGUCGUGACCGAGACGAUUGUAGCCUGGACCCUAAGAUUGUUUCAAAAGUUAUUUUGCGAAUUAAAUUUGGUUAGGAAAUUUAGGUACACGAUAGAAUAUUUAUUGCAUUAGGUAUUGCAGAGUUGUUAAGUUGGACAUUGUUUGUAUUUUGAAUACAAUGAUAAAUCACAUACCGAUAAUACAUUUUAAAUUACUUAUCAAUUUCCUAUUUGAAUAAAGUUUUUUAAAUUUAAAAAAACAGUUUCAUACUGCAGACAAAUAGGUAAAUAAAGCUUGAACAAUUAAUUAAUGAUUGGAAAAUAAAUGGAAAUCAAAUUUACUUAAAAUCCUCUGAUAAAAUUGCUGGUUCAUGAUAAAUUACCCUCUAUAAUUUGCACAAUGAACAGACCACAGUAUAGGUGGAUUGUUAGGAAGGUAUAGGAUAUUCGAGGUCAUUUAGUUGAUAUUCUACAUGAAACAAAAAAACCUAUUUUGAGCGAAGUAUACCGAGUAGUACUUUAUCUUUUGUGAUCUUAUGGUCAGAAUUUAAAAAACAUAAGAAGCAAUGUUUUGAAAAAAUAUUGGGAAUUCCGAAAAAUUGUUUAAAAAGUACAACUGAUCGAAAAAUUCAUAUCUUUUAAGAAAAUACAUGAAUAAAUCCGAACCUUUUUACCAUCUGAAGAAGUGUUUUCCGAAAAUAAAAAAAAUAUCUUCGUAAACACAAAUAGCUCCAUCAUUACACUCAGAACCUCAAAUCCUAAAACAAACAUGUCUAUGUAUAUUAUAUUAUUGUCCACAUUUGUAUAGGUACUUUAAUAUCAAGUUUGUAAACGAUUAAAUUUAUUUUCAAUAUUUUAUGUUUGUUCAAGAAAAGUGGAAAACUAGUUAUCCAAGAGCUUCGAAAACUGGAGGGCACCGGACAGAAUUUAAGAGAUAUUAUUUGGAAACGAUCUUCGCUGUCAGCGUCUUCGCCGAUCGCUAAAAGUCUAUCAUCGCUGUAAUUUAGUAUUUUUCUUUUAGAUAUGAUCAUUUCUAGAGUUCGUCUCGUAUUAUAUGCUAUCAUAAUAUUGUAAAAUUUCGCUUUUAGAACGAAAAAAAAGAACAAGUCUUACUCCGAAACGAAAGACGAUCAAGCCAAACUUUCUGGUGCUCUGGGUGCAGCGCUUGACGCCAUUGCCGUGGUUCACGAUUUGGACAUGACGUUAAUAAAAGACCAUUCAAUCGAAGGUAUGUUAUUGAUAGUUAUUUAUUUUUUUUUUUUUAAAUAUAAUAUUAUUAUUACAAUUUUUUUUUUUUUUAGAACUACACGAUCCGCUCAGACAAUUGGUAAUAAUGACGGAAACUGAUAAAAAUAUCGAUAAAAACAAAGUCGAAAUAGUGGCAAAUGCGGCCGCUAAAAUUGCCGUGAGUUUUAUCAAUUGAUAUGUUGAAAUAUUUCAUUAAAAUUAUUAUAACUACUUUUACAUAUUAAUAUUCGUUUAUCAGACACAAGAUUCGGUAAAAUUAACACCGAUGAAGUUCGAACAAUCAACUGUCGGUAUGAAUACCUAUUUUUUUUAAAUAAAUAUUGUUCUUAAUAGUUUUAUACUGUUGUUUAUAUUGUUACAUCAGUAUCCAAUGAAAAUGGUUGUAUUGCUAUUAUAAGUUAACUGGUGGUUAAAAUGAACGGUACAUUGUAAUAGUGAUUAGUUCUAACUCUAUAAACUUAACACUAAAGUCUCCGUUACGUUAAACUGUGCGCUAGCAUAGUUGACAGUUCAAAUUUAGUGGGACAUAAAAACAGCCCUAAGUAUAUUAUGUGCAAUAAAUAUUGAUUUUUUUUUUUUUUAGAUGUUCCGAUAAAUAACGAUAAAAUAAUUAAACAGACAAAUCCGGUUGGUGUCAUUGUGACUACAAAUCGGAAACUCUUAAACAAGCAAUCCAAGAAUUUAAGUACGUACGGAUUUGAAAGCCAGGACAUGGUCGUAUCAGACGAUAAAUACAAUAGAAUGAUUGUAACCACGAAAAACAUUUCGACUCAAACCGGAAGCAUCGGUAUCCUAGAAAGAAGCGAACGACAAGUGAUUACGAGACCGAAAACCGCAAAAAUAAAUCGGUAAGCGUACAUUUUAAAUUCGGAGCGUAGUGAUGGAUCUAUUGAUUUUACGAUAAUGUGUGUAUUUUUUAUUUUUGUCUGUAAAUAACUUCCCGAAAAGAAAUCUUGUUCCGAUGUAUAGAGUGUAAAACGUUACAGAUUUUAUUGUUUUAAAUGUUUGAAAAUUAUGUUUUCUACUAGAAAUAUUGCUCCAAUCAAAAAAAUAACAAUAAAUCGAUUAUGUUCCUUUUAAUAUUAUCACUGAAAGAGAAAGUAAUUUUUUGAUGUCUAAAGUAGUGGUCAUAAUAAUUGGUUAAACCCGAAAAAUACGAUUUUUUUGAAAUUAACGUGCAAUGAUUUCAUUAGUUAAAACUUUUAAUAUUAUAUUUUUCUACUGUAAAUCAUUGAAUGGAUUUUAAGAACAGUAUAUUUUCGGAAAGAAAAUUUUGUUUUUUUUUUUUCGAGUAAAAGUCGUUAAAUUUUCCGUAUAGUUUUCCUAAUAAUUACAAAAAACCGAAAAAAACGUAGGAAAUACGGCAAAGUGUAUAGCAUUUGGGUUUAUUGUUGUUAUUCGAUCAAGAAAUAUUGUGAAGAUCUGUAGUUUUCACAAAAUAUUUAUAUUGACAUUUUAAAGAUAUGGUGAAAUUUUUAAAACAUUCAAACUUUUUUUAAGCUAUUUGUAAAUAUUUGAUAUGUUCGUGUUUUAAAUAUAUCUAUUUUUAUUUAGUAUAUGUAUCUGUUAUUUAAAUUAUAAGAUUUAAGAGAAACGCUUAAAAAUUUAACACAAGGUACAUUAUUAGUUGUACUUAUAGUGGUCUAAAAAGUGAGUUUAAUGCAUCAGGUAGUUUUUUUUAUUCGUAAGCGUUUUAAGUUCAAAUUUUUACGAAAAUCAUAAAAAUUAUGGUAUUUCAAAAUAGAUUUUAUCGGACUUCAUUCCGGAUUGUUUUUCGUUAGAAAUGAGCAAUCAUAAAUAACGAUUUAUCGUUACAUACAGAUAUAAAUUAAAUAACUUUAUAUACCCUACCAUCCCAAUUUUUCACCUACAACAGUAACUGUAUCGUCCUUAGUAUCCGCUCUUAUUUUAGAUUCUGAGUGGAGUGAAAAAGCUUAUGGUUUUACAAAGAUGUUUAUUUUUUAUUUUUUUUUCUGCGGACAACUUUUCUAUCAAAGAACUUCCUCCGAUCUUCUUACUAAAUACGAAAAACCGAAAAACAAGAGAAAAAAACAGGAAAAUGAACGAAAUAAAUUUGUUUAAUUCUACGAUUUUUUUUCUGAGUACAAUAUUUCUAACAGCAAUUUUACUCCAACUUACAAUGUUUGCUGUAGCCUAAUAGUUCUACAUUCCUAUUGUUAUCCUAAGGUUCACGAGUUCAAACUUGUAUUUCGAAAAAAAUUGUUUGCACUUAUUUUUUCCCUAUUACUUAAACACGGAAAAAACAAAUGCUAUCGCUCGGUCAGACUAUUUUAAUUGAAAUAUAUCCCUCGAUUUGUUGUACAGACUUUUCUACCAGAAAUCUUGUUUUAAGUGUAGCACUUUUUCUGGAGGAAAUCGGACUGGGGAGGUACUUUAAGGUCAUUUUUUGAUUUCCUCAAGAGAUUUUUCAGCAAAUGUGAAAUACCGGGAAAAAAAAAUGGGAAAAUCGGUACGAUGUUAAACAAAUAUUAUUAAAGAAAAUAUAUAAUUCCCAUUUAAUUAUUUUACCAUAUGACAUAUUGUUGACAAAGCAUCACUAUCAACUGAACUCCAUUCAGAAUCGUUUUUUCGUUAGCAAUGGUUUAUCGUUACUUACAGGUACAAAUUAAUUUCAUUUCUAUAUCCUACCUUCCCAAUUCUCACCAACAUCAGUGGCUGCACCCAUUGUGCAAAGUAUGUCAGUCUUUUUAUUAUUGUUUUUGACCCGUAUACAAGUCAAUAAAAAAACCAAAACAGAGUUUAUCGUUUAAAGGCUUCAGAAAAAAAAAAUAAAUAAAAUAACUCGUAAAUAAUUCCAACACUUUGAGGCAUACGUGACUCGACAAACAUUAUGAAUAUUUCAAUAAAGUUUUUACCUUUCACGUUUUUUCUUUCGGAGUAUUUUUUUUUUUAAGUUUUUAAAAUGUACACAUUUGUUAUUCGUUUUCCUUUUCUUCUGGAUACAAUUCUUAUAAUUAAUUAUACACCAGGUUUAUUAACAUAAAAUAGUUAAAAAUAUUUCACAGUACCUAUACACAGUUACUAACUUAUACAUUAUGAUGUAGAAGUUGUUUAAUUAAUAAAACGAAAGGUUGUUCAUAUUAUAUGAAAGAAACAAAACAUCUGAAAAUAACUAGCCGGGGGUAGAUAUAAAACGUUCAGGUUUUCUUAUAGUUUUUGGUCCAAUAUAGCAAUCAUAGUUUUCUGGUAAUCUGUAUACAAAGCAUACAAAUUCAGUGCACAGUGGUAGUUUAUUAAGGGGGGGGGAGAGUGAAAUUUCAAAAUUUUCUCUCAAACGAAAUUUAUACAAACGGUAAAAAACCGUUUUACUAUCAUAUUGUUUUUAGAUUUUUAGCGCAGCAAUGGAAUUUAAGAAAAGUUGUAAUUAAUAACCUUUGUCGCUGAUAUUAAAUUUGUUCAAUAAAAAAAAAUGAACUAAUUAAUAAUAUAUUUAAUUUUUUCGCAUAGUACUAAAAAAAUAAUACGCCUGUAGUAGUUAAUAGUUUAAUCAUAUUAAUUCAAGACAAUAGUAAUGUCAAUGUUAAUACAUGCAUACAUUCAUGUUUUUAUAAACGUACUUACUUUUUUCUUAUUUUACUUCGACAAGUUUAAGUUAAACCUAACCUAACCUUCUCCUUCCAUCAAUCUGCCAAUGGCAGUGCAUCCAUUGAGCUCAUCGUCUUUGGUUUAUUUUUAUUUUGCGUAAAUAUUCUGUUUGUUCAUUUUUAUGUUUUGCUAAGAUCUACCAGAAUAUAUAGGAAAAAAAAAAUACGAACCAUUUCUAAAUUGGAUGCGUGCCAUUCAGAUACGUUUGAUCAUUGGACGGGGACAUUCCGCACAUUAAUUAUUGUUACUACCUGAUAAUUGCAUUUAUAUCACGUGAUCCAUCUUCAUUAAUUUAGCAUACCUAGGUAUACACUAAACAUUUAUUUUGUAGAUGUAUGAUAAAACAUGAUAUACUUACGUUGAUUUUUAACGAUUUCUUUGGAUGUUUAUUAAUAGUAUGUUGACCUCUACGUGUUAUAAUACGGCUUAUGAGAACUUUUAUAAAUAAGCGACAUAUUUAAAUUUAACAACUCAAAAAUAUUAAAAUUCACUUUCAAGUUUCUAAUAAAUUUAUAAUUAGUCCCGUGUCGUUAUAACGAAUUUUAUUGUAAAUCGUAAAAAUAACAAGUGUUUACAAAAAACCGUUUCGCACGGGUAAAAAUUAAUCGGGUUAUAGACUUAAAAUCAAAUGUUCAUUAUGAAACAAAGAGGACUCUUGCACUGUGUAACAUAAGAUUUAGCUUUAUAACAUCACCAUUACAAAAUAAGUUAUUUGAGUUUGAUAAACUUUAAAUUAUUAUAAUUUUUUGAAACAAUCAUAACUGUUUUUGUACUUCGUAUGUAGUAAAGAACAAAUAAAACUAAUGUGAGAUGUCGAGAUAUUGUUAUAAACCUGAAACGUAAUAAUAAUAAUAUUAAUAAUUGUUUAUCCUAUUGUUUGUUACAGAUUUUUUUUUGUACAAUUUUUGAGGCUGACAAUAACACAUUUCUUGACAUUUUUUUGACAUUGAAAAAAAAUUAAUUUUAUUCGUUCUAAACAAUUUGAAAAGUGUAAUUUAUUUAUUUUUAGAUUAUUAUAAACAUUACAACUUAUAAUAUACUUUGUGUUAAAUUUUCAAGUAUUUCUUUUAGGUUUUAUAAUUCUAAUAGCAGAUACCGAUUACCUAUACCAAAUCGAAAUACAUAAAAAACUCGAAAAUAUUAAAUACAAUAUCAAAGGUCAAUAUAAGUUUUUUGUGAAAACUACAAAUCUCUACAACAAUUUUUAACUGAACAACAACAAUAAAUCAAAAUACACUAUGCCGUAUUUCCUACGUUUUUUCGUAAUUAUUAGGAAAACUAUACGAAAAAUCAAACUACUUUUUUACUCACAAUCAAAAAAACAUUUUUUUUUUUUUAAAAUAUACUAUUCUUAAAACUUGUAUAAAGAUUUCUGGUAAAAAAAAUUUAAAAUGUUUAAACAGUGAAAUCAUUUCACUGUAAUUUGAAAAAGUCGUAUUUUACGAUUUUUCAGGUUGAACCAAUUAUUGUGAAAACUACUUUAAGUAUCAAAAAGCACUACCUCUGUCAAUGGCUAUAUAUUAUAAGGAACAAAACGAUUUAUUUUCAUUUUUUUUUUCUGAUUGGAGCAAUAUUUCUAGUAGAAAUUUAAUUUGCAAAAAUUUAAAACAAUGAAAUCAGUAACCGCAGCGGCGUGCCAUAAAUAUUUGCCGAUUUACGUAUAAUUUUCUUUUGGUUUUUUCUCAAUUAUUUUGGAAAAUCAAAAAUUUUCUAACUUUGAUGCACCAACUAGACAAAAUUUCUUUUCAGAAAAGGUAUUACACUCUAUACAUCGAGCAAGAUUUGUGGUAGAAAAUUUGUUCAUAGAUUAAAAAAAUAAACAAAUUACAAUGCGCACAUCAGUCAUUACCAAUAAAUCCAUCGCUACACUUCGAAUUUAAAAUUAGACCUACUACUAGCAUAUAAAUACUACAUGUUAUUUGAAUUAUAUGAAUUGUAUAAUAUUGUAUAGUAAUCAUAGAUUUGAAUAAUUAAUCGGUUUUUGACGUUAUUAGAAGCGAAAUAAACUUAUUUGGAGCGAGGUGUUACUAGUUAUAAGCUCGUAUAUUAUUUUACACACAUAAUAUAUUGUGAAAACUGAAAACGAUAAGUAAAAAUUAAAUGUAUAAUUGUUGAUUUAUGUUUGCGUAUAGUUUCUACAACAAUAAUUAUUCGUCGACCUCAACAAAGAUGAUCAAAAUUCAAAGUUUCGGGACACUGUGUUACAACGACCGUACAACAACUGUCGAGCAGUCGUCUAAUUUCACUCGUCCUCACCUCGCGGUGUAUGUUAUAAUUUUAAAUUCGAAAGCGCACAAUGACGAUAAAUCUAUUAAAUCCUGCAAAACAAUACUACGAGUCAAAUAUUAUUAUUCAUUGCAUGGUCUUAUUGUUUGCUGCAGGAUUUGAUUUUAGUUUUUGACGGAUUAGAGCAGAAUGAAUUUAUGAAUGUUUUUACACAGUCGUGUGUUCGUAUAUGUUUAGUGGCCACGCAUAAUCAAUUAUCUGAAUUCAGAAAAUAUUUUGUAUCUAUUGAUACUUUAUAUAGAUUACCCAAGGAGUAUUGUAGCAUUUAUAGUUGGAAUUGAAAACGAGAUAAAUGCUGAAAAAAAAGUCUUUUUAAAUUAGUAGGUGGAGUUCCUCAUUAUUUAUUUUAAAUUUCAUUGGGAUUUGUAUUUGACCAGAACUAAAAAAGUUUAAUAUUAUUAUCACUCGAAAGGAGCAAUUUGGGAUCAUUAAAUUUUAAAUGGCCGUUACGGGACAUUUAUCAUUAACUCUUAAACCAAUUGGAAUUAAUUAUACUUUCGAGUAUUUAAUUCAACCGUUUUUGAUGAAUUUAUCGAAUCAAAAGUAUUUUUUAUUUCUUUUAUUCUGAAUUCUUAUACCUACAAUAAUCCGUAAUAAUCAUUCCAUACUAAAACAGAAAUAUCUAUUAUACGUAUCUAAUAGUAGGGUGAGAUUAUAUGGAAUAUAAAACUCUCAUUACCGAGUUGAAUUUAAAUAAAAAAUAAAUAAAUAAAUUGCGGCUUCUUAUAAACGAACGAAUUUAAUUUUUUUUAAGUCAUUUUCGAUAAAGUAUAAAAGAGCGAUUUAUUUCUCUGCUCGGGGUUUAAUAAUAUUAUUGACUAUUAUUGUCUCCGGGGUCGUCUCACCCGACACAAUCCGAGGUUCGAAUCAGUGCAUCCUUGCGGCAAUGUUAUUUUUCCAACAAAACAAUGAUUAUUAUUCUAGCGAUUACUUUAUUUACUAACCCUACUCGUUAUUUUAUAUGCUCGAGAACCGGAAUAAUUUAAUAAUGUCUAUGGGACUGAAUGUGUGCACAAAUUCCUUUUUUCUUAUUUUUCCUGUUUAAAUUUGUUCCACGCAAGGUCGGUCACACUUAUUUUAUUUUCGCCCUCCUGUAACACCUUUUUAUUACCAUUAAUGCAUCUAUAUACCACAGGUAUAUUUCAUGUCUCCCCUAAAAGAGCAAAAACCUUCUAAAAGCUUCCGGACAAUAUUCAUCUUCGUUACGAGUAGGUGCAAAUAGGUGUUUUUAAAACUUAGUAACGAUUACACGGACGAAUGGUUCGGCAAAGUUUGUAUAUUUUAUUCAUUCGUACAAUUAUUGUUUUCAGCGUAACACCUACACAGAAUUUUGCCGUGAAAAGAGGCCGAUCGGCACAGCCGGAUAAACGGGACGAGGACCACGGAAAUAAGGAACAACAGGAGUGUUAUUGUAUUAGUGGCAACAAUAUGUUGCGGCCGUGGAGCACGCAAGACUUGGCGCCGUUGAACACAAUCAUGGCUUGGGGUCCGAACGACGAUUUUUGAUUGAAUAAAAAAUAAUCCAUUGUAUAGUACCUACACAGUUCUAAAAAUCGUAAAUGCAAAAUAUUUAGAAAAUUUAGAC
This is a messenger RNA of Cinara cedri, 16077 nucleotides long. The record is from the annotation of a GenBank genome assembly. NCBI's taxonomy places the organism in Eukaryota, Metazoa, Arthropoda, Insecta, Hemiptera, Aphididae.